GCUCGUUUUCUGUUCAUCAAUGGCGUUGAACUUUGUUUUGCUUCUGCUCAGCAUAGAAUCGUGAACAAAGACGACUACUACAUUUCCAACUUCAGAAGAUGAGGAGAGGUUACUUUUCCAAGAACCCAAUUGCUUUUGUAUUCAUGGUGGUCUCUGUGUGCUGCCUUCUGAUCGUGGUGAUUUCAAUCCUCAAAGUCCCAGACGUAUCACCGGGGAGAAAACCUCUUCAACACAGUGCCACGGGCAUCCUCAAAGUCUCCGACAAUUGGAAUCAAGUCGGUACUUUUGGGGAGAUGAUGAUCCAGAUGUUACCGGAUGAUCUCGCCUUCACCGUCUUCGUCCCUUCAGAGACAGCUUUUCGGCGCGAUUUAAGAUUGACGGCGGAGAAGGGGAAUGAAACGUACGCAGUGGUCUCUCGUGUAUUGGGUUUCUCCGCGGUUCCUCGGACGAUUGAUUCGGAUAUGGUGGUGUCCGGACAGGAGCUGUCGUAUGAUUCCUUGUCUGGGUUUACGUUGUUCAUCUCGAAGGUUGCUAAGGGAGUGCUGGCGGUUAACAGGGUGAGAUCGGAGAAAGUUGAUAUCAGGAAAGGGAAGAUUGUUAUGCAUAUAAUGGAUGGAGUCAUUAUGGAUGCAGAGUUUGAACAGUCUGUUCAGCCUGAUUACAAUGGAGACGAGUGAGCCAAAGGGCCAUAAACAAGCAUAGUUGAA
This is a messenger RNA of Rubroshorea leprosula, 707 nucleotides long. NCBI's taxonomy places the organism in Eukaryota, Viridiplantae, Streptophyta, Magnoliopsida, Malvales, Dipterocarpaceae. The record is from the annotation of a GenBank genome assembly.